AGUAGAUGUAAUGAAAUGUAUUGAUGUUAAUUUUAGCAAUUAUUUACCCACACAGAAAAUCUAUUAUUGUUUGUAUGUAUUUUUGUUUUUGUUUCUUGGAGUUUUGGGCUAAAGAGUGCCUUUCAACACCAAGGCGUCUUCCAGUUUUGGCGGAUAAAAGCUGGUGGCGCCCCUAAAAACCACGACUUUAGCCUCAGUAACCCCCUAGUUUUUUUUUAAUCAUCAAUUGCCUCAAUUGAGAGAAAUAACUUUAGCUUAAAAUUAAAAAGUGAUUUUAAUUAAAAAAAAGAGCGUGGCAAUAUGUACCAUUUGUGAAGUACAAU
Messenger RNA from Acanthoscelides obtectus, 323 nucleotides. Lineage: Eukaryota; Metazoa; Arthropoda; Insecta; Coleoptera; Chrysomelidae. The record is from the annotation of a GenBank genome assembly.